GCCAAGUCCAAAGCAAAGAAUGUUCCAAAUCAACAGGUGCUACAAUCUUCUGCCGACGAUUCCUGCAGGAUUCAUGUACAAACUCCUCAGGUACAUGUGAACAGUCUGCUCUUAUCGUUAGUUUUUUUUCAUUGAACCAUAAGUACUUAACAGAUAUCUUACAUAUAUUUUAAAAUUAAUUUUAAAAUGUUUUUUUACAUGCUUCGUAAACUGUUUGAUUUAUUUAAUUAUUUUAGUCAUUACACAAUUCAUCACAUUUAUUAUAAUAGAAUAAUAAAACUUGUGUUUGUUUGUAGGACUAUACUUAAAGUGUUUAGACCUGUCUGCAUCUGGAAAACAGGGUUUCUGUUGCGCCAGGGACCAGUGGACAUCAAAGCCUCUUUGCACAGAUACCAAGGAGGAAAUUUUGAUAGUACAACUUUUAAAUUAUAGAAAAAAAUGUUAUGUUUUAAUUCUGGAAAGAUUUGAAUGAAUUUUGAUUUGAACAAUUCUCUUCCAAUUUUUCCAAAUUUAUAACUGUUAAAAAUAAACCGAAAACAAACUAUAUUGAUGAAUUUGAUAAAUAUUCAAAUAAAAAUACAUAAUAAUUUCUUCCCAAAUUUGUAGGAACUCCUGUUCUAGUGUUGUCAGCACGAGUGCUGGACAUUCGAAAAAAUUUGGAUCUAAGUACAGAAAUUCCCGCAUCAGUCCAACAGGCACACCAUUUAAUGUUCUCCUGCCUAAGACAGGUCAUGCUUGUAGUGGACAGUGUGUGUCUGAAAACUAAAG
This is a messenger RNA of Lymnaea stagnalis (great pond snail), 768 nucleotides long. The record is from the annotation of a GenBank genome assembly. Lineage: Eukaryota; Metazoa; Mollusca; Gastropoda; Lymnaeidae.